GUCACUUCCGGAAGACGGCGGGAAGAAUGGCGGCUCAGUCAAAAAAGUCCGAAACGGCUUUGAAUUUGAGUCCUACAUCAGGUCAUGAGCCUCCUAGAACUGGAGGGAUGGAGCUGCGGCAGAGGAAGGCCAGCACGAGUUCAUCUGAGGAUGAAGACCAUUAUAAUGUCCUCAGGAGGAUUGCUGAGGGCCAAUGUAACCCUGAAGCAGAUAGACAUAAAGGUCGUCCUGGUUCAGACCAGCCUAAGGGAGCUGGCUCCAGAGAUGGCAGUCCACGAGCAGGUAGCCCCACCGAGAGGGCAUUGUCGAAGUCCAGCGGCUCUGACAGUGACAGCAGUGAAGAUAACAGUGAGGAUGGUGUAGUGCACAAGAUGAAGAGUAGAGUCGCACAUAUCAGGCAUGCCUCUGAUGACGAGGGCAAAAACAGACAAAGAAGCUCCUCGCCUGACAGAGAUGAAACUCAGAAGUCACCUUCAAGAUCUCACUCCAGAUCCCGUUCUCCACCAGAUCGCUACGGAAGGGGUCGUAGGUCCAGGGAGCGUGAGCGAGACAGAGGCCGCUACGGCGAUCGAGGUUGUUAUGAGCGGCGCUCCAUCAGAGAGAGGGAUUGGGAACACAGGAGGAGGGGAAGGUCGGCCUCGCCAGACAAGAAUGAUAAACCUCCUGAGGAGCCUCCGGUGAAGAAGAGAAAGGAAGGGUUGGAUCCCAUCCUAACCCGCACUGGUGGAGCUUAUAUCCCACCCGCCAAACUGCGCAUGAUGCAGGCACUGAUCACUGACAAGAGCAGUUUGGAGUAUCAGAGAAUGAGCUGGGAAGCCCUCAAGAAGUCCAUCAAUGGUCUGAUCAACAAAGUGAACGUUUCCAACAUUGCCAACAUUAUUCAAGAGCUGCUGCAGGAGAAUAUUGUGAGGGGCAGGGGUCUUCUGGCUAGGUCUAUACUUCAGGCCCAGGCUGCUUCUCCCAUCUUCACCCAUGUUUAUGCUGCUGUGGUAGCCAUCAUCAACUCCAAGUUCCCUCAGAUUGGAGAACUUAUCCUCAAGAGGCUUGUUCUCAAUUUCCGGAAAGGCUACAGGAGGAAUGAUAAACAACAAUGUCUCACGGCAUCAAAGUUUGUGGCUCAUCUCAUCAACCAGAAUGUGGCCCAUGAAGUCCUGUGUCUGGAGAUGUUAACCCUGCUGUUGGAAAGACCCACUGAUGACAGUGUUGAAGUGGCCAUCAGCUUUCUAAAAGAGUGUGGUCUCAAGCUAACAGAGGUUUCCCCUCGAGGCAUCAAUGCCAUCUUUGAGCGCCUGAGGAACGUCUUGCAUGAGUCAGAGAUUGAUAAGCGUGUACAGUACAUGAUUGAGGUGAUGUUUGCCAUCAGGAAGGAUGGGUUUAAGGACCACCCCAUCAUCCCUGAAGGACUUGACCUGGUGGAGGAGGACGACCAGUUCACACAUAUGCUUCCUCUAGAAGACGAUUACAAUACUGAGGAUAUCUUAAAUGUCUUCAAGUUGGAUCCCAACUUCCUGGAGAAUGAAGAGAAGUACAAAGCAAUUAAACGGGAAAUUCUGGAUGAAGGAAGCAGCGAUUCUGGCGAUGAUGCAGAUGGCAGUGGAGAUGAUGAUGAUGAGGAAGAUGUAGAGGAGGCGGCUGGAGAUGAAGAAGAGAAAGUUACCAUUUUUGACCAGACAGAGGUGAACCUGGUUGCAUUCCGCCGAACGAUUUACCUCGCCAUCCAGUCAAGCUUGGACUUCGAAGAAUGUGCCCACAAGUUGAUAAAAAUGGAUUUCCCCGAGAGCCAAACGAAAGAGCUCUGCAAUAUGAUCUUGGACUGUUGUGCCCAGCAAAGAACGUACGAGAAGUUCUUCGGCCUCCUGGCUGGGAGGUUCUGCCUGCUAAAGAAAGAAUACAUGGAGAGUUUUGAAGGCAUCUUCCAGGAGCAGUAUGAGACCAUCCACCGCCUCGAAACGAACAAACUGCGCAAUGUUGCCCGAAUGUUUGCUCAUCUCCUCUACACGGACUCCGUUCCAUGGAGUGUCCUUGAAUGUGUAAGAAUGAGUGAAGACACGACAACUUCUUCCAGUCGAAUCUUUGUGAAAAUUUUGUUCCAAGAGCUUUGUGCUUAUAUGGGUUUGCCUAGACUGAACGAGAGACUAAAGGACAUGACUUUACAGCCAUUCUUCGAGGGUCUGUUCCCACGUGACAACCCAAGAAACACAAGAUUUGCUAUUAAUUUCUUUACAUCUAUUGGCCUUGGAGGACUUACGGAUGAGCUUAGAGAACAUCUGAAGAAUGCUCCUAAGAUGAUCAUGACCCAGAAUCAGGAUGUGCAAUCAUCUGAUUCUUCCUCAUCUUCCUCAGACUCCUCCUCAUCCUCAGAUUCCUCGUCUGACAGUGACAGCAGUGAGAGCGAUUCUGAUUCGUCUAGUGACUCAGACUCUUCCUCCAGCAGUGGCAGCUCUUCAGACUCAGACUCGAGGCACAAGAAGGUGUCAGGCAAGAAGAAAAACAAGAAAAAGGAGAAGAGCUCCAGCAAGGCAGCAAAACAGCAAUCUCCACUAGAGGAGCGGCCCAGCAAAAGACACGAGAGUCAGCAGCAAAAUAGCAGCCCGGAGGACCGCCGAAGAUCCAACAACCACAACAGAGAUUCCCGCCGUCGGGGAGGAGAGGAGGACUCGCCUCCUGCUCGACAGCGGGAAGAACCAGAGCGUGGAAGAGGACACAAGGACCAGCAGCAUCACAGGGACGCACAGGACUCGCGCAGCCGGCACAAGGACAGCAGCAAAAACGGCUCCCAGGUGGACAAGGACAAAGAUGGACGGUGUAGCAGAGAGAAGGAGCCUCUGCGGCGAAGCAGAGAGAGGUCAAAGUCACGCGAGCGGACCCGCAAGGACAUCAACUUCAGGGAUUCAUACAGAAACGGCAUGGAGAGGGCGGACAAAGAGAACAGGCAUUCUGACAGAUAUAGAGAGUCCAGGAGAAAAGAGGAGAGAAGCAGGAAUAGUUCUCCUAGGAGGCAUAGAUAGCCCUCUUGAAGAAGAGGGAAUAAAAAUCAUGAUAGUCAUGUUGUUGUACCAACUUUAAACCAUCCUUGUUCACUGCGGUUCUUACUUAUGUGUUCUUGCUUAGCCUCGAUUUUGCUGUACGGUAAAGCCAUAAUGAAAGCGAACAGUUGUUGCCGUGCACACAGACUAUGAAUCUGUGUAAAGAGUUCCUGAAAUGAUUUUAUCGGUUAAAAUGAGCUUUGUUCAUAUUGUGGGAGACAUUUAGUAUUUUAUGCAUACUAUAUAUAUCGCCCAAUUUUUUGUUGUUGUUUAAAAUAAUUGAGAAAAAAAAAAAGAUUAAAGAUGACAUUUGCUAUAAAUUGACAAGGUUGACUGUGUUUAUUAAAGGUUAGGGUCACAUAUGGUUUUUCAUUCUAUGUAUGUUAAAUAAAUGGUAAUCAAAACGGCAAAAACUAAUUAUAAUUCUAUGAACUAAUUCUAUGAAAAAUAAAGUGCUGUUUUGGUUUGAUUUCAAUAAAUCAAACCCAGUUUCUAAUAGUUUUAUCUGAAGAGAUCUCAGAAACAAACCUUGUAAUUGCAAUACACUUAUUUUAACAGUUCUUAGCGCGGGGUGAUAUGUUGAAUAUUCACAAUAUAUUUGUAACGAUUUCGUUGACGAAACAAUUUAAGUGACAUCGUGAUUAUUAAAUAAAAAGCAGAUAAAAGCAACGAGAAGGAGCCUCAGUGGGGGCCGUAUAAAUGAAAAUGAUUAAAUAUAAUUGUAAAUCGUGCGGAAAACAGUGUGGAAAACAUUCUGAAAACUGGAUUUUUACUAGGCAUGCACCGAUAUAGAAUUGGUGUGCCGAUACCAAUAUCAGAGUAUUUAGAACAACAUCUGCCGAUAUCGUUAGUUUGGUGGUUCUUCUAUUUUACACAACCUUGUUUUAAAUCACUUAAAAUGAAUUACACAACUUCAAAAUUAAAUUAAAAUCUCUUUAUUCUCUAUGUAUCUUGGUUCCCAGUUUUACAGUAACUGCUCCCAGUUGUACACAAAAAACUGAAACAAAAAGCACAUUAACUCACAUUAGCAUUCUUAACUCUCAUAAAAUUAAUUCUGAAAAGCCUCUGUAAGGCUUAUGUUAAAUUGGUAAGAUUUUGUAUUUUUGUUGUUCUUGACUCCCAUUAAAGGUGCUGUAAGCAGUAAUUUAUUUUUUUUUUUUUUUAUGGAAAUGCAAAAACAAUUUCUACUCCUUGAAAAAUAUGAAUGAAAUAAAGUGUCCUGAGAUAUCUCACUGUCAAUAAUUGUUCACGUUCUCAUAGCAUUGUAGUUGCAGCGAAUUAUUGAGGCUUAAUGCCAUUUUUAUGCCAUGUUGCUCAUAACAGUUGUCAGUUGAGGGUGCUGUUUUGCUGCUGUUGUGUUUAACAACCUUUUCUGCACUAUUUCGGUCUCAAUAAAGCUCUUUUGGUAUCUUUGGAGUAUGGAUUUUGGAAAGAGUGGCGUGACAAAUUAAACGGCUCAGUCUCAUGAAGGUGAAUCAAGUCACAUUUCUGUUGUAGCCAAUUUGUUUUUUUGUUGUGCUGAGUGUAAUACGCCACAUGUGAUUUCUGUCACAUCUUAUCUAAGAUGCACUAAUAUUACACCCUUGCACUGGACAUAAAUCUGCUUUGCUUUCACUGAAUCUGUCGUGCUAUAAGAUAGGAUUUCACAUCUGCCAUGAUCUUGCAUGUAUCUUCAGGGGUAACUGAGCCUACACUGUUUAAGUGAAGCCCAAUAUAGAUGUUUUUUUUUUUUUUUUUUUUUUUUUUUUUUUUUUUGGUAGUUGCCAUUGUUGGGAUGCAGGACAAACCCACUGAUUGUAAAGCAGCAAACUGCAUAUGAAUUAAAGGUCAUCAAUCAAGUGUUGGCUGUCAGUUAAGAGAGGAAAGAUUCCAUGUUUACUUAAUGCUACUGUACUAAACUCACUAGUUGCAUCAAUGUCUCAAAAACAUUUCCAGGUCACCAUGUAAGGUAUUUUCAUAUUAUUUUCUGGACAGUUAAGCACAUUUUACCACCAAUUUCUCAUUACCGUAAUGCAUUUUUAUAUUUCACUUUGAGGUUUUUGGAAACUUCCAUAAUUUUUAGUAGAUUCUUAUUAGAUUAUCAUUGUAAUCCAAAAUAUUUCUUAAAAAAAAUUAUUUACAUUGGUAUAAAAUAA
Messenger RNA from Myxocyprinus asiaticus (Chinese sucker), 5161 nucleotides. It is a transcript of the gene cwc22, whose product is annotated as CWC22 spliceosome associated protein homolog. Gene Ontology annotation, cellular component: catalytic step 2 spliceosome. Gene Ontology annotation, molecular function: protein binding; RNA binding. Bases 27 to 3008 code for a protein of 993 amino acids. The transcript is spliced from 21 exons. The record is from RefSeq and is a predicted model, not a curated record. Lineage: Eukaryota; Metazoa; Chordata; Actinopteri; Cypriniformes; Catostomidae. Gene Ontology annotation, biological process: mRNA splicing, via spliceosome.